This is a messenger RNA of Notolabrus celidotus (New Zealand spotty), 3200 nucleotides long. RefSeq names its product septin 10 (gene septin10). NCBI's taxonomy places the organism in Eukaryota, Metazoa, Chordata, Actinopteri, Labriformes, Labridae. The record is from RefSeq and is a predicted model, not a curated record. Gene Ontology annotation, molecular function: molecular adaptor activity; GTP binding; GTPase activity. Gene Ontology annotation, cellular component: microtubule cytoskeleton; cell division site; septin ring. The transcript is spliced from 10 exons. The coding region runs from base 132 to 1415 and encodes 427 amino acids. Gene Ontology annotation, biological process: cytoskeleton-dependent cytokinesis.
AUGGACUAGUCUGUCCAGUUGUCAUCGGUAGACGCGGUGAGGCGGUCCUGAAUAGUGUUCUAUAAAGUGUUUAGCUAGCUUUGUUGUUUUAUUCGUUAAAAUACUUGGGAUCAUAUUUUCUGGCAGACACUAUGGCUUCUACAGAUGUUGCUCGGCAGCCGGAAAAAGCAGUCAGGCCUCUGUCUCUAGCAGGGCAUGUGGGCUUUGACAGCCUCCCAGACCAGCUUGUGAACAAGUCCACUUACCAAGGCUUCUGCUUCAACAUCCUUUGCAUAGGUGAAACUGGUAUUGGAAAGUCUACCCUGAUGGACACUCUUUUUAAUACCAACUUUGAGAACUUUGAGUCAUCUCACUUCGAACCUCAGGUGAAGCUGCGGGCUCAGACCUACGACCUACAGGAGAGUAACGUCAGACUCCGGCUCACCGUGGUCAACACAGUUGGCUUUGGGGAUCAAAUGAACAAGCAGGAGAGCUAUCAGCCGGUGGUGGACUACAUCGACAAGCAGUUUGAGAGUUAUCUGCAGGAGGAGCUCAAAAUCAAGCGCUCUCUUCACAACUACCACGACUCACGAGUCCAUGCUUGCCUGUAUUUCAUCUCCCCCUCAGGACAUUCUCUUAAGUCCCUGGACCUGGUCACAAUGAAAAAACUUGACAGCAAGGUGAACAUCAUCCCAGUGAUCGCCAAAGCCGACACCAUCAGCAAGUCAGAGCUGCACAAGUUCAAGAUCAAAAUCAUGAGCGAGCUGGUCAGCAAUGGUGUUCAGAUCUACCAGUUUCCCCUGGACGAUGAAACUGUCGCCAAGGUCAACACUACAAUGAAUGGUCAUUUGCCGUUUGCAGUCGUCGGCAGCACAGAGGAAGUCUCUGUCGGAAAUAAGAUGGUGAAGGCUCGUCAGUAUCCCUGGGGCGUCGUUCAAGUUGAGAAUGAGAACCAUUGCGACUUUGUCAAACUGCGGGAGAUGCUCAUCUGCGUGAACAUGGAGGACCUGAGAGAGCAGACGCACACUCGCCAUUACGAGCUCUACAGACGCUGCAAACUGGAGGAAAUGGGCUUCAAAGACACAGACCCUGAGUGCAAACCCGUCAGUCUGCAGCAGACGUAUGAGGCCAAGCGUCAGGAGUUCCUGGUGGAGCUGCAGAAGAGAGAGGAUGAGAUGAGGCAGAUGUUUGUGCAGAGGGUGAAGGAGAAGGAGUCUGAGCUGAAAGAGGCUGAGAGAGAGCUGCAAAGUCGCUUCGAGCAGCUGAAGCGUCUCCAUGCGGACGAGAAGGCAGCACUGGAAGAUAAGAAGAGGCUCCUGGAAGAGGAUCUGAGUUCCUUCGGCAAGAGGCGAGCUGCCGCCCAGCUGCUGCAGGCCCAGAGUCUCACUGCCAACGGCAAGAAGGACAAAGACCGCAAGAAUUCUGGCUUCAUGUGAAGACUUUGGGAUCUGAAAUAAACCUUCACUUUGACCAGUAUAACCAGUGACUUUCUUCCCAUCCCCCAUGCCCUCUGUGGUCACUAUCAAACACUAACCAAGGCACCCCCCUCCCCACAGACACACUCACACCAGCAGUGAGUGUGUGAGAGUUUGAUCUUUUGCCAAAGUUAAAUAACUGUCGCUAUGAAUCCUGUGUAAACUUUUUCCUAGGUAUUUUAUAUCUUCUUUAUGGCUUUUAUACAUCUGUGUUAUAUUUUAUAUUUAUCCUUUUCCGUAUCAUGAAAUACAUUUUCCAUGUACUCCUCCUCUUUUUAAAACCUCAUUGUACUGAUCCUCACACAGCCCUCACUGGAGGUGCUGUGUAUUGAACAAAGGGCUUGGACGGGUACAAACAAGACGUGAUAAGGGACUUCUAGCAUUUAAUCUGUAUUACACAUCUUUGGUUUGUAUUAUAAUCACUCUUAAUGCUUUCUAAUGUGAUCAUGUGGCUUUGCUAGUGAGAGUCACAUCUGUAACAUGCUUGCAGUUAUAUUUAAACCUAUUUUCAGACAACUAUUUUAUGAUGAGACCUUAGUUUCAACAUCUGAAGAAAUGCUUGAAUCUCUCAUAAAGAGAAAAGGACCUUCAGGCAUUCCCACAUUUGCAAUCUGAACAAGUUGCCAUACAUUUUAAUUCAUGCCAAACACACCAGCAAAAGAAGACUCUGACACAACAAGCUGCAACAUAACGCCUCGUUGUUUUCAACUACAUCUUAGAUUGUUCGAUUGAAAUAAAAAGAAAGCUGAAUUUUUAAUGAGACAUGAUAAACUCUGUAAGGAAAUCCACAGGAUUGGCAAAGGCGAGCAGGUCAUUUAAAAACCACAGAGAUAAACAAUCAACAAUUUAUCCUCUUAUUAUUUAUUCAGCUCACAGCUGUUCUUGAGCAGAGCCGCUGCUGCAGAUUGGAGGGAAUUCAUUGAAUAAAUCUGGAGCAAAAGCCAGCAGUGUAACCGGACUGUGUCAUACAGCGUGUCUGAAAAGGGGCUUAAGAGAUGAUUUGUGGAGACUGAUGUGCGUUCACCAUGAAGAGUUGUCACAAGCAUUAAGGAUGUCCACAUGGCUUUAUACUGUCAUAUCUCUGUACUGUUUUUUUCACACUUCCUCUGUGCUUUUAUGAAGAGCUCACCAGCGUUACAGAAACAUACAGGAGCCACUGUUAGACCUCUGAUGUUUUUCCAUAGGGAAACAGUUUACCAUGCGGCUGAAGGUACAUGUUACAGCAUAUAUUCAUAUAGACAUUUUACUCAUAUCUUUAUUUUUGACACUUGUUUUUAAUGCAUUCUAACGUGUUGAAAAGAAAUGCAUUCUGUACUAUCUGUGUCGUUUGAAGGAGAAGUGAGGAUGGCUUUGUCAUUUUCAGUGUUAGGCUUUCUUCACCUCUUUCCAGGGGGAUGAUGAGAUGUGGUGUCACACCUCGGAGCAUUUUAAAGAACAGUACAGAGCAAACCAGCACACUGUGCUGCUGCUAUCCACUGAAGUGAUUUGUAAACAAACAUGUACUCACAAACACUGCCACUUUAUACACUUACACUAGUGCUCAUCACAUGUUAGUGCCUUAUCUGUGUGAAGCUUGCUUAGAAAACACACUCCUCACUAAACGUUGACUUCCAGGGAAACACACUGAUGCCUGAUGGAAGUGUUGAAGAAACAUUUGUACCACACGUAUAUUUAAGGACUAAACAGUGUUAUUUGGGAGCUUUUUUCCAGUCUUUCUGAAUAAAUCUUUGUAUUUUUGUCAUGAUA